Molecule: messenger RNA, 870 nt
Organism: Schizophyllum commune H4-8
Lineage: Eukaryota; Fungi; Basidiomycota; Agaricomycetes; Agaricales; Schizophyllaceae
Exons: 1
Coding region: 13-678 (221 amino acids)
Source: RefSeq, a predicted model, not a curated record
CCCCCGACCACGAUGGCCAUCGAGCGCGACCCGUUCACCACCCCGCCGCGCAAGCGCGAGCGCCGGCCCUCCGCCGCGUCCACCGACUCUGGGCCGCUUCGCAAGUCGGCGAAGCUCGUGCACAACGCCGUGGGCGGCAUGUCCCGACUCUUUUCGCGCCGAGCCGCCGCCAGAGGCAGGCGCUCGGACGCCGCAGAGCGCGAGCCGCUCAACAGAGCCCAGCAGAGCCCCGUCCAGCUCGACGACGACGCGGACAUGCAGAGCCCGCCCGACUCGAGCCCGUCUUCGCUUGCGAUCAGUACUAAUAGCCCCCGGCGCCACUCAAUGGAGGACCUUCACUCGAGCCCGACGCACGUCAGGCUGGUCACUCCGCGCCGCGCGAGCCUCGAGAACUUGCCCAGCCUCGAGAACAUGCCCGGCUACGAGGGCACGCCCGGCCAUGCGAGCUCUAGGUACUCUCCGGUCACUACCCCUGCGCGGCCCACGCGCGCGACGCCGGAUAGUUCCCCGCUCGCGCCGGAGCUCACGAACAGCGCGAAGAAGCGGAGGUCGCAGGCGAAGGUGGUGCGGCGCCUUGGAGAGGCCAAAGCAGCCGACCAUGUCCGUACCGAGAUGCGGAAGGCCAGGGCCUCGUGGGAUCCGGACACUCUGCCGCCCUUUAGCUUCAAGGGUCUGUGAGAUGGAGGAAUGGACCCGACGCGUUGCGCUGGACGCAGCUCGUCGCACGAACGAACAAUGGACUACCCUUUCAGGAUACUUCACCUACGCGGAACUCUUCACUUACACUCUUCCAACCUUGUACUUUCCUUGUAUUUACGACCUGCGCUGGCGCGCUGUACUUUGAAAUUAUUUCCUUAUCCAUCGGAAUCU